Messenger RNA from Octopus bimaculoides (California two-spot octopus), 690 nucleotides. RefSeq names its product midnolin-A. The record is from RefSeq and is a predicted model, not a curated record. Gene Ontology annotation, molecular function: protein binding. Lineage: Eukaryota; Metazoa; Mollusca; Cephalopoda; Octopoda; Octopodidae. Gene Ontology annotation, cellular component: nucleus.
AUGGAAAGUGGAAUGACGUUCCAUCGAACAGAUGUUGGCGUCAUCCAGGCACUUGAGAACCUUUCAGAGUCACAGGUAAAUGACUUUCUGUCAGGCCGUGCUCCUCUCCUGUUGGCCAUGAAACUCGGAGAUCACAUGAUGUUUGUGCAGCUGCAGCUCUCUACGUCAUCAUGCACACAGCGCAGUCAGACUAAACAUGCGCAGUGCAGUGCAGAAACUAAGGACAAAGGAAGCAGCGUUGCAGUAGGGCCGGUGUUUAACUCAACGGCCCUUGCUGAACUGGGUCACAAUCUUUCACAGAAAUUAAGGGAACUUUCCAAGCUGUCGACACAUCCCAGAGUUUGUUGUUUACUCGCAAACAGGUUCCUGGAGAUCAUUGCAGCUCUGCAACAGCAACAGCAGCAGCAGCAGCGACAGCGACAGCGACAGCGACAGCGACAGCAACAGCCACGUACCCUGGAUCCUUCAUUGCAGGAUUUAGAUGGGAAACCCAAGAGGAAUAUCAGUACAAUCAUUCAUAUCCUGAAUGAUCUUCUUGGGGCCACACCUCAGUACCGAGUUGAGUCUCCCACUACACUUCACAAUGACAGGAACCUGUUGGAACACAAUAGGGAGAAGAAAGCAUCUUCUGCUGUUUCAAAAUCCACCGUUCCAAAAGAGAAUUAUUCCACAUUCUCUCAAAAUUUAUAA